AUGGCCAAGCGCAAGCAGAAGGCUACGACUCAAACACAAGCACCGCAAAUUGAGGAUAUACCAGAAAGUGAACAAUGGCGUAUCAUUGAAGAAACUGGCGUACUCAAGAAGGUGCCUCGAGAAUGGCGCGAGUCGGGUGGCUCUAGUGUGCUGAAGGAACGGGAGGGAGAAGCUAAUCCGGAAGACGACGAGCCAUUCUCUCCUCUCUGCAACGAAAUAUUCAACGCGAUUUUCUUUGCUAUACCGUUCUCUACGCUUUAUAUCACGAUGGAUGUAAUGGCACACCGUCAGUAUUCGCAACCAAUUACAACACUUGGACUGUUGGAGAAAAUAGUAUGGGGCAUACCCUUCCUAUUUGCGUUCAUCUUCUAUACACUGCGACAUAAGGCGGACCGACGAACACAGGCACUGCUGUUCUUCCUCUCGAUUGCCUGCGGUGCAAGGCUCAUAUACAUAGUCAACUGGGAGAGCUGGAGAGUAGUUGUCAACCAGUGUGCUCCACUGGGAACGAUCUGGGUAUACACAGUCGCACAGCUCAAUCUCAUACCCGCAGUCGCUGCUUUGGCAGUCGUUGCAGCAUACGUUAAAUGGAAGGAAUUAAAAAUCGUAUUCUAA
Messenger RNA from Fomitiporia mediterranea MF3/22, 615 nucleotides. RefSeq lists its product as uncharacterized. Lineage: Eukaryota; Fungi; Basidiomycota; Agaricomycetes; Hymenochaetales; Hymenochaetaceae. The coding region runs from base 1 to 615 and encodes 204 amino acids. The transcript has 5 exons. The record is from RefSeq and is a predicted model, not a curated record.